AAGACUCUUGAUUCGAUAUAUCGUUUUAUUUUCAGUGCGGAGAAUUUCAGAGUGUCAAAAAGUGUUUAUUUUCUGGCAGAAAAACAGCGUAAUUGACUAAAAGCGUGCGAAAUUGAGAGUGAAAAGGCGAUUGUUAAAUACAGUGAGUGAGAGGAGACGUGCCAGUUCUUGUGGAUAUCUCUGUUUGAGACGCAAUUUCGAUAAAAUCGAAGAGAUUUGGUCACCGUCCAUCGAAGGUCCAAGAGAAGCAUCCGGAGGAAGAGUGGCCGGGAGCGCAAGUGGAGGAGAUGAAAAUGCCACUCGCCCACCGGAUCAAUGACGCUGCCAGAGACCAGCGAUGCAGCAUGUGGCGCGAGAGGCAGAACCGCGAAAGGUUGUGAAGUGGCGCGUAUUGCAAAACCAUUCUCAAUUCCAUCGCGAGUGUGUGGUGAAGGCAGCGCAAUCGGCGAGUGGCGGAGUCGCGCGCGCUCAGGCCUCGCCAGUUGAUUCACGAUCGUUGAUCUGAGCAGUUGGGUUGGAUCUUUUCGAGACUCGAGGCAUAUAUAGUGAGUGUCUUUUGGGAUUCGCCGAGGAGUUGCUCAAGGGCCAGAGAAGUGGAGUGUGUGGCUAGAGUUGGAGGAGUGUGAGAGAUCCUUUUGGUGAGGGAGGAGUGCGUGCGUGCGUGUGAGGGGGCUCUGAGUGAAGAUUUUGCGGCUCUCUUUCUGAGUGCGGUAUUCGCGCGAGAUCGCAUGAAAAGAGCUCUGAAAAGUCGUGUAUUUCAAAUACAAAACUGCUGUGUGCUCAGUGGAGCUGUUCUUACAAUAUUGUACAGUGCUGUGUGAGGCAAUAGACACGACAAAACGAGAGUGUGGCACUUGGUAAAUAAGGAGAUAUUUUACCAUUGAGCGCAAUUUCAUUUUUUCAUCAUCUCACAGCGGUGGUUUCCAUGUGAACGAAAGGACUUUUGCGGGGAGAAUUUUGUGUGAAGGUGUGCAAUUAGAAGAGAAGUUGAGACCAACAGUGCGAAAAUGAGCUUCGUCAACUCCAUCCUCUUCUCAUCAUCGGAGAUGAGCAAUUUUCUCCCGUUCUUGGGAGUGAUUGUCUGCGUUGGAGCCAUGCUAACAUUUCUGAUAAAAGCAGCCAUAAUACUGCGUGUCCAGGGCGAUGGUGGAGAUGCAAUUCGCGCCACAGCCGUGUCAAAUGCACACAACAGCAGUCGGAUGCAGGUUCCAAGGCUCAAGAUGACACGAGUUCACAUACCUUUCACGUUCCGCCUGCUGGAGAGUGUCAAUACGUCUUAUGAAGAGGUUUGCCUUGCCGUGUCCAGCCAGGUGCGCUACACACUGCAGGCAUUUUGGGCAGUCUCCAUCAGAGAACUACAUAUGUCACUGUGGCGACCGUGGACUGAGCUUCGCGAAGCUGCCUACAUGAGUGAUCGUGGAAUUGUUGAUGUUCAACACUAUCAGCAUCUGGCUGUUGAUAUUAGGAAUAAAUCCCCACACAGUGAAGAAAUCAUCACACUGAAAUCACCAAACUCACCUCUUGCUCUGGGAGCACCACCAAGACUGUCCUACCCACUCGUGAUCUUUCUCAUUCGUGACUUUGAGCAAGAUGAGAUUCUUCAUCCUGAUGAAACUGUGAUCUUGGUGAAUGUAGUUCAUCUGAGAGAUCCAGUUUGUCCUCUUCCCACAUCCGUCUUGGCGCAGUAUCUGAAACAAUCGAGUGGACAACUAUCGUGUCUUAAGCAACUGUAUCUUGCCACUGGAGAUCCGCUCUCUGGCGAUGAGACGACAGCACCGAUGCAGACGGGAUCGCUAUCUCUGGCCGAGCCGGUCGCCUGUGCCGGCAACGGUGGACCCAUUCUCUGUUCUGACGGGCCUCAGAUGGAGCAAUUGUGCGUGGUGUGUCACUACUUCCCACUUUCACGCGCCCUCCUGCCCUGUCGACACACUUGCAUCUGUGCCGUGUGCUUCUCAAAACUGGAGCGAUGUCCAAUGUGCAGGGCACCGAUCACCAGUUACUUCUGCAUCAGAUCAGAAGAGUAUCUGCCGGCAAAUCACACGGAAUCGCGUCCGGCCAAGACAAAGGGGAAUGUUCACUGGCUCGACGCCCUCAAUGAUCGCCUCACGGACUUCCUAGGAUUUAGAUAGGUGCACAAGUAAACACACAAAGCAUUGAGGAGUUGUGACAUUGAAGGAUAGCACUAAGUGGAGGACCCCACCCUGUGGAGUGAGCCAAGAGAUUUGGUUCACAACACAGCGCAGAGGAAUGGAGAAAGAGAGGAAAGUCAGAGAGAAACCUUGUCCGUCCUUCAGCAUCAGCUUCUUAAUAAAAUAAUGGCAGAAAAAUGUAAAUUAAUUUAGUAAUAACACACACACAAACACACAUCACGAUGAUAUAAUUUCACACUAUAUAGCUGUAAAGUGUAACUAUUACUUUGUAAUUUGUAACAGUUAGAGAUGUUUUUUUUUAUAUAUAUAUUCAAUGUAAAAGAAAUGAUGCAGGUAAAUUGAGUAAUAUUGAUUACUUCAUUUUGAGCAAUGUGUCUCUUUUGCAACAAAACACUAAGGAUUUGUUUGAAUAUUCACGUGAACUUGUGAAGAAGUAAUGUUUUUAAUAUGUAUGUAUUUCCCCCUCCCCCCCUUUUCCCCCGUCUAAUUGCUAAUUAAUUUAAAGAACUACUUGAGAAACCAUAAAUAUCUCCUCACUGAGUAUCCAGUAAUCACAUUAGUUUGUAAUGUUUUAAUGCAGAGUUGGGAGGAAGAAAUCCAGGAGGAAGACACAGAUAAUUUCAAGCACUCUAUUCACUACACGUCACAAGUUUUGAAAAUGUCUAAAUUUAGCAGCAACUAGAGCAGAAGUAUAUCUCUUAUCUAGCCAUGUUCCAGCUCUGCAUGUGUGAAUGAUUCUAUUUAGUGGAAAAACACAUUAAUGUUACAUUAGUCUGUGAUAAAGAGGAAUUUAAGUAUGGAGUAAAGCUAACAUUUAUGCGACCACGUAGAUUUAUUGUUAGGCAUUGUAGAGGAUUUUAUCAGUGUAGCUUAAGUAUUCCCAGUGUUAAACGACAUGAUCAUGACGAAGUAAGAAAUGUGAGAAGAAAAUA
Phlebotomus argentipes is the source of this 3082-nucleotide messenger RNA. RefSeq names its product cell growth regulator with RING finger domain protein 1-like. The transcript has 10 exons. The record is from RefSeq and is a predicted model, not a curated record. Gene Ontology annotation, biological process: negative regulation of cell growth. NCBI's taxonomy places the organism in Eukaryota, Metazoa, Arthropoda, Insecta, Diptera, Psychodidae. The coding region runs from base 1008 to 2129 and encodes 373 amino acids.